Molecule: messenger RNA, 10519 nt
Organism: Diabrotica virgifera virgifera (western corn rootworm)
Lineage: Eukaryota; Metazoa; Arthropoda; Insecta; Coleoptera; Chrysomelidae
Gene: FGF-8
Exons: 5
Coding region: 454-1146 (230 amino acids)
Source: RefSeq, a predicted model, not a curated record
UAUCGCACCAGGUUGCUAGUCCACCUUACGUGGUUGUUAACAAUGUUCGCGUAAUAUUAGUGAUUACAGGUUUAUAAAAAAUCAUGCAAGAUUUUAGUAGUGAGCAUAACGUAUUGUGAGGUCGUAGUUUAAGACUGGCCUAAUUGUCGAUAUGAAAUAAUUCAAAUACUUCAGGAACAUUACUUCGCUUUCGGGCGAAACAUCUGAAAUAGACGCCUGAACAGUGAGAGAUGUCGGCGGCGUCAGGUCUAUACAAUUUUUUCAGCGGUCCAUGGGUGACUAGACCUUAUCACUGGCGUCUACAUGUACUUUACAAAUCGGUUUUAGGAGUAUUUAUUUCUUUCAAAAUGUCUUGUGCCAUUCAUAGUAUUGCAAAAGCUCGAACAGAUCAAUGGGUAAAUGUGCCGGAAAAGUGUAUGAGUUUUUUGGUGUUCUAGUGGGUGAAAUUUUGGAAUGAAAUCAAGCUGUUACUGUGGGAUAUUAAAACAACCAGGAAAGGCUAUUUUCUAUUUGUUUACUAUAAUGAUUUUGAUCGUCAAAGAAUCCCAUGAGCAUGGUCGAUGCAAUCAUAACUGUUUCGGACCAGUAACGAGAUUAAAAAUCUACAAUGAACUAUCACAUGGGUAUCUUCACGUCAAUGGUUCCAACGUAGUCACAACAGAUGAAUCAGAUGGUAUUUUAUAUAAAAUUUCGUCAGGACGAAAUUUCUACUUGUAUGAUAUGAGGGCGGAAAAGUUUAUUUGUUGGCGAAGUCGGAGACCUCGUGCGACGAGGGAAUUACGCAACAAAGCACGACAUAGAAUGCACAGCCCUUUAAUAGCAAGGAAUUUCAGCAACCCAAAGUGUCGAUUUCAAGACCUGGUUGCAGAAGGUGGUGUAGGCUACGUCAACCUCGCCCCAGCUUUCAACCGCAGCCUGCUGAUGAAAUUCAACAGUCGAGGAAGAUUUGUUACCCAAGAAUGCACCCCCUCUACGAAGGAGGUUCGGAAAAGGCAUCUCUGUGCCAAACAAACGAAUUUUCUCAUCGAUGACGGAGAUGCUUGCGAAUGCCGCGAAGCGGAACGUCACUUCUGCCGGGCUAAGUUUGCGAAGAUGAAAGAAUUCAGAAGCGUUUGCAAAACAAGUAAUAGAAUUAAUGGUUUGUAGAUAACAAAGUAUUGUUUUUUAAUAGUAGUGGGUCAAAGUAGGUUGAUUCAAAUCUCGAGCAAUCACCAUGGUAAAUUUAAUUUGCUAUGUAAUUGUGACAACUGCCCUUUCUUAAAAAUAUUAAAUUCAACAGACAACCUUUACACAGAAACCCUUAUACUCUUUGCUAUAAUAAUGCCGUUGCCGACAGAAAAAUUUAAAAUGCAUCUUGCUCGAAGGACCAGAAUAUUUAUAGGAAACAUUUUGGAUUUAAUUGGACUGCAUAUUUGCUAGUUAACAACUUUUCUUGAAGUGAAAAUGUCAAAUAUUUAUUCCAUAGCUUAGAGAGAUAGAUUUAGACUGACUAAUUUUACGGUUAAGCAGCAACCUCCCGUUUAGCGACGCAGUACCGAGUUACACUGCGAAUGCAUCUAAAAAAAUCUGAAAUAUGACUUCUACUGAUUACAAAAAGAUAUGUCGGGAUUUAUAAGAAGACAAAGACAAGAAAUGAGUGCACACAUGUGAAUAGAUUACUUGAAAAAACUAUACUCAAAAGACCAACCGACAACAGCAAAACCAGUAACAAUGGGAAUUACAACUGAUACACAACCAAUAAUUAGCACAGUGAAAAUGAAGGAAGCACAAAGAAAAUUAAAGAACGGACAAUGGAACAAUCAUGACAGAUUAAUUAGCACAGCUCAUCAACAAAAUAUUACAAGAGAACAAAAUACUUUAAGAAUGGAAAAUAAGGGUAAUAAUCCUGAUGUUUAAAGUUAAAAAACAAACAAAAAACUAUAGACGAAUCAAUCAGUUCCAUGCUAAAACUAAUCACCAAUUUUUUUUACCAAAUUGAAAAACUAGAGAAUAUCACUUAAUAGGUUUUAACAUUGUUGAAACUAUUUUGAUAUACUCGAUUGGCUCAUCUGAGACACAACUGUCUACAGUCCGUCUAAUUUACUUACCGUUGCACGUCAUUAUUUACGUUAGAGAUCUAAGGUUACAUUGUUGCCCAAUUACAAAAAAUUCUUGAAUUCAUUUUAAAUCAAAUACAUCAAACAAUUUUUGCGGAAGUGGAUUAUACAGCAAAACAAAUUAAUAUUCAAUGUAAAUAAAUAAAAACUUUAGAAAUAGAAAACAAGAAUUAAGUUAUAAUCUUACAUUAAAGUACAUAAUAAAAACAGUAAAUAUAAUGAAACAAAUACUUAUAUAGUAUUUUUACUACAAAAGCAAGAUUAUGUAGGUCAAAAUUUUUGACGUAUAAGCACUGUCAAAACAUUAGAAUGUGACUUUUCAUCAUGGCCACGUUUAUGUCAUUACUUGUUAGAGAUAUUUUAUUUGUUUUUGUUCACUAAAAAAACAAUAUCUAUAAUUAUUUAUUCUAAUUAAUGAUGUCAAUUGGUUUUCAUUACUUGCCGAAAUAUACUUAUUAAUUAAAAUAUUAUCAUAGUGUAGGUAUAAUAAUUAAAAUAGAUUACUGCAACCAGCAACAUUGAACGUACGUAGGAAUGUCUAAAAUAUUUAACUAAAAUUAUUAUUUUUUUUUUGGAAUAUUGAACUUAAAUAAUUAUUUUAGAAAAUUUAUAUUAUUGAUAAUAAUAAAUGUUAUUGGUUAUUUAAUUAAUAUAAUUCUAAAAUUCUCAAUGUAAUCGCGAUUACGUUUUUCUUAUUAAAAUAUUAUACCAUGUGGAUGCUUAUUCAAGAUCGAGAAGUUCCGUGUUGGUGUCGUAUUUUUGCUGUGCUACACAAAUUUCAAUUCUAGAGUUGAUGUUAUGGAAUAUCAUUAUUUUCGUUAACAUUAACAAAUAUUUUGGCAUAUCGCACCAUUAAUGCAAGACUAUCACAACUCAAAAAUUGCCAUUUUUUGUUUUUUUAUGAAUCUGUAAUGGUAAUGGGUAGUCUAACUAAUGAAAGAGUAUUAUAACUCAAAAUUUAAUAUAAGACAUUAUUAAAUAAUAUUAAUGUUAAUUUAUAAUACUCUGCAUUAUGUUAGACUACCCAUUAACAUUACAGAUUCAUAAAAAACAAAAAAUGGUAAUUUUUGGGUUGUGAUAUUCUUGCAUUGAUGGUACGAUAUGAUUAAUAUAUUUCGGCAAUUGAUGAAAUCCGAUUGACAUCAUUAAUUAGAAUAAAGAAUUAGAUAUUAUUUUUAUAGUAAACAAAAACAAAGAAAAAUAUCUGACAAGUAAUGAGAUAAACGUGGCCAUGAUGAAAAGUCACAUUCUAAUGUUUUGACAGUGCUUUUACGUCAGAAAUUUUGACCUACGUAAUCUUGCUUUUGUAGUAAAAAUACUAUAGUAAAGACUAUAAACAAAUAUGAAGUGCCAUCAACGCAACUGUCAAAUAAAUGUUACCAAUUUAUGCCAAAAUAUCACCUUCGUUCGAUUAUAGUUACAGUGUAUUCCGAAUAAAUGUGCUUCAUAAAAUGCUUUAUAAUCCAUUUAUACAAAUUAAAUGAAACAUAUUAUUGUGUAUUUCUUUAAGUAAACAUUAAUAGAAAUCUUUAAAUAUUAUUUCUACGCGUAUAUAAUAAAAUAUGCCUAGUGGCUGUAACGCCAGUGUACUCGGCAAAGUGAUUCUAAAAAAGAACACACCUACCGCCUAAAUAUUUCGUGUUGGUAUCAUGUGACGUCUCGGGCUAUGACGCGGAUGACGUGCAACGGUAAGUAAAUUAAAUGGAGUAUACACUACAAUCACAAUAAAAAUGCACUAUAUAGAAAUAAACAAACCAAGACACGUUGAAUGUUCGAUAUGAUUUGGGAGUGCUCCUCGUGCUUGUUAAUUUUUAGUGCAUCUGUAUUAUGAUUGUAGGGUAGACAGUUGUGUCUCAGAUCAGCGAAUCGACAUAUCUUAUAUUAAUGAGAUAUACUCUGGUUUCUUUUAAUAAAGUCUUCUCCAUUGUAUGUAGGUUAUUUACACGUGUACGUGCGUCUAGGUGGUAGUUUAUAGAAUGUGUUUCAAGUGUUUGCAUCAAGAUACUCAUUGCUUCGCUUCCAUGAUUGGUUUCUAUCAGUCCAUGAGGACCAAUAUGUUUUCCUCCUUUUCCCUCGCCUAUCUCUUCAUUGAAAUCUCCCAUGACUAUAAGCAUUUCGGUUCUUCGUAUGUCUUAGUAUAUUAAGCUAUAAUGUUGCUGUUAAAUUCUGCAAUUUCCUAUCAUUAUGCUCUGCUGUAGGUACAUAGUUGUUGAUAUAUUUAGCUAUACUUUUAUGUGUGAUUAUACCGACUUUAAUUUUUAUAUUUACCAUCUUCUGAUUUUUAAUAAUAUACUCCGUAUUAUUCUAUGUAACAACAGCUUGAGUCAGGCCACCUCUAAAGGUUUCAUUUCUCUUAUUGAGCGUCGGAGUUUUCCUGAUUGAACCAUAGUCCCAACUUUCCAAGUGGGUAUCCUUUUCACAAGAUUCGUAUUACUUUUUCUUAUAGGUAUGUUAUUAGAUAUUUCACAGGGAUUUUGCAUAUUAACGAUCUAGGAGGCCCUGUGUUAAUGGGAGCAACCUAUCUUGCUGGAUCUUGGUCUUCGAUGAACAUGACCAGUUAUGAUUGUAAUAGAGAUAACCAUAGGGAUCGUUAGUGUAGUGGCUUCUCCUUGACUUCUACAUUCUUAUGCCGUUGACCAAAAUACUUAAUUUUCCUCCUUUGGAGCAGGUUUCAUAGACCCAGGAUCAAAAAGUGCCCUACCACCUACGAACUCGUCGUCGACUUUCUAUUCUACGUAGAGGUGCAGAUUCGGAUUUUUCCUUAAUCGAGAUUAAGAUCUUUCGGCGAUUCCUAACCUCUCCAGAGCUUUAUGUAGAUAUUCUCUCCCUUCAGUCCUGAUCCCCGAAGAGAUUGCAGUGGUCACUGGAAUUUCGUGUAUUGUCCGUCUCCAAAGGUCUGUCUCUGGUCAUUUCUUUUAACUCAUGGAUAGGUCUGCUGCAUAUGCCUGUAAUUUGGUUGAUCUAUCUUGGGAAUCUUCUUCGUGAUUCUCGACCUUCCAUGUUUUCUACGUCUGCUCUCAUAACAUUUCCAAAGUAUUUUAAUUGUUGGAGAUGGACUUUGCUUGAGAGCUGGAACGUUUUUCUGCAACAGAAUAUUUCAGUAGCAUCUGUCUUCUUUCCGAUUGUCUCAGGGUCCAAGAUUCAUAUCCGUAUAUCAGUAUUGGGAAUAUUAAGCAGUUGAUUAACCUUAUUUUUAGGGUUCUAGAGAUUUUGACUUCUUUAAAGCGGUACUGAGGAAUUCCAACUUCUUUGGAACUCCUGCAGAUGGGGGAUUUUUACUAGAUAGUUGGUUUAAUUAGGAAAUACAACAUUUUUAUAUUGUCACUUCAGGAUCAUAAAUAUCAUGAAUUGAGCUUUAUUAUCUAGAUAUUAAUCUCUUCUUAUAAUAACUUUAGUACUAUAACCUUAAUUCCAAAUCAGGUAUUUCCAAAUUAUUUUAUAUGAGGGUAAGAUACCGUGUUAAGUAAUCUCAUUUUCUAGAAACACGGAAUUAAGGCUGAUAUUUACAACAUGGCGCUGAAUUUAUAUUAUUUUUGUUUGACUAAUAAAACACUAUCAGUACGAUCCGUAUAUUUCGAAACACGAAUUUUAAGCCGAGUAGCAACAAAACAAUUGUAAAUUAUCUUAAAUUGUCACAAGUGAUCCUUGAAAUAUGUAUUUUUUUAAUUCAAUUUAUAAAUAAGAAGCAUAAUGGGUAUUUACUUAAAGAACCGUGUGUGAGAUUUGAUAUGGAUCCAAGUGUUACUAAAACCGUAAAACACAUUAUCCUAAAACGGGAAGAAAUAAAAUGGAAACUAUGAAAAGUAUAUUAACCAUUAACCAAUCAGACUACCAUGUAUAGCAGAACGGACUGAAAUGGAAAGGAAUCACUGAGAUUGUCAACGGAGCGAAUUUUUACAUGAUUUAGCACCCCCCUGGAGGAUCAUAGAAAGGUGAACCUCGAAGGUUAAACCGAGCUUCACCAGUUAACCAGAAAAUAUAUAAUAGUACAAAGCAAAAGAACACGGUUAUCACCCCUUGUUACUGUGUAAUUAAUAAACAUUGGGCGGUAGAAAUUUUAUUGAGAUGGUGAUACAAUGAUAAAACUCUUAACACAACGCGGUUAGACCACUACAUAGUAAAAUUACCACGGCACUGAUCGUAGUUCCCCCGGAAGGGUGGACGUUUUAGUAUAUGUGUGUUAAAUUUCCUUUGGACUGUGUCUUUUUACCGACAAUUCACCGAAAAAAGCGCGACGCUCCACAGGGCAAUAAAAAUAGGAUACAGAGGACAUAAAUUAGGGUUGGUAUUAGCUUAAGGAUUAUAAAUAACAAAUUUUGAGGGAAAUUUCGCUAUUUCACGCUGCGUUGAAUCUAUACCACAUUGCGUUGAAUCUCGUCUUCAGUUUUUGUGUGUUUUCUGUUACAUUUUUGUAUUUUACAAAGCUUGCCGCGCCACCUUCCGGCGGAUUUCUUUUGAAGGAAAUAUCUAAUAUGAAUGGAUGAUGAAAUGGAUAACCGAAAAAUAAUUGUUCUGGUGUGGCUGUUAUGCGGUCCGUUUGUUUGGUAUUUAUCAGUUACUUAACUGAUUUUUAACAAGUGGGAAAGAAAAAGAAAGGUAUAUUACAGGCUAGAUGGAAUAAGAGACGGUAGAUUAAAAAUUAAAAUUGCAAUACGCUGUGUUACCAUAAACGUUGAAAAACAGCUUGUCUUUAGAAAAUAACAUAGCUACAUUAAUGAAGAUGAGUAGACUGCAUAUCUAAUUAUCCAUAGUAUUCUGAUCUAUCAAGCUUUUACUGUUUGACUUGUAAACCACUUCUGAAAUAACAUGAUUUUGAACUUUUUUCUCAGAAAAUCCCCGUUUUUAAUUUAAAAAUCUAUAUAUUGUUCAAAGCAAAUAUUAUUUUAAUAAGUUUAAUUAUUUUGUCGUGUUUUGAUCAAAACAAUGAGUAUCAAAAAUUAUAAUAAUCAAUUUAAAAAAAUACAGGAUCGUAAUUUCAAGAUAAUUUGUAAAGCGUACAAGGUUUUUAACAUCACAUUGGCUCUUAUUUGUAAGUUUUUGUUUACAAACUAGUGUAGUCAUUAAGUUAAAAAUUUUAUAUUAAAUUUACAAAAACUAAGUUUUUUCAUCUAUCCAUAUAUUACAAAAUCCACUGAUAAUGUAACAAUUUAAAAUUGCUUUAAAAAGUUUGAUAUUAAGUAAUUUUCUUAUCUAAGACUGAACGUUUUCAAUUUAACAUUGGUAAACAGUUUGGGAUGAACUUGAAGACAAAUCAGGAUUUUUGAUAAUGUAUUAAUAAGUACCUACUCUACCUACUAGGGCAAAAUUUUAUCUGCAAAUUCAGAGAAAUGUAUGCUCAGGAGCUUAAAAGCCAAUGUUACAAUUAGUAAUUUGUUUGGGAUGAAAUCUUUAACCAAAUCAAUUAAUAUUAUUAAUUUUUAAUUACUGUCGACCACGUCCCUUUAUUACAAAGAUCUUCUUCCCAAUUAACAUCAAAUAUCGAUUACAUAUUUAUUAAGAUGAAACAAAUGAGUGGAAAAAUUUAAAAUGAAUUAUUGAGACCUUCAGCGCUCUAAUCAAUUACGGUCUUACAUGAAAAGUCAGGCGUACCUUUAUUUUAAAAUUGUUUUUUUAAUUGUUGGAAUAAAAAAUCCUUUUUCUAUCACGACACUGCCCCGUGUCAUAUGAGCAUUUUAGGAAUUACUAAAAUUCAUGAAUUAGAAUUCGAAUUUUUGGAGCAUCCAAUGUAUUCACCAGAUUUGGCCCCUAGAGACUUUUAUAUGUUUCAAUGCCUAAUGCGGGAAAAGCGUUUUUCUUCAAAGGAUAAGCUCGUAAUAACGCAAAACUUAUUGAAGAGCCUACUAUUUUGUUACUUAUGUUAAAGCAGGUAAAUUGUUUGGCAUGAACUCGUUAAUCAAAUCAAUUAAUAUUAUUAAUUUUUAAUUACGGUCGACCACGUCCCUUUAUUACAAAGAUCUUCCAAUUAACAUCAAAUAUCGAUUACAUCUUUAUUAAGAUGAAACAAAUGAGUGGAAAAAUUUAAAAUGAAUUAUUAAGGCCUUCAGCACUCUAAUCAAUUACGGCCGUACAUGAAAAGUCACGUGUAUCUUUAUUUUCGAAUUAUAUUUUUGGAAUUUAUAACUGGCUCGAUCUCAUGAAUUAAACAUGUCUUUAGUGAUAAUUCUGUGAGAGAGUUGCUCGCAUUGAUUAGGGCUUUGAAAACUUUAUAAGCGAUCUUAAUAAUAGUUUAGGAUGUGUUGUAUCAGAGUGAUUGUAAGUGUAUCACAGGGGAGGUCUCGUUAGUGCUUGUAAACAUUGGCUACUUUACAUAUAAAUUGUGUGGAAUUGACCGUUAUUUACAGCUUAAUAUAUUUGGUUUAGGAAAUCAGUUAUGUUGCUUCUUUGGGUCUUACGUUACGUAAAUACUUACUUAUCCAGUAGACUACUGUAAAUCAGUCAUUUAUAAUACAAUUCAUUACAAUUACAAUAAUUUAAAGUAUUUAUUUCUUUCAUUUAUUUAAACUUAAUUGGUCCUCUUCUAAGGUGUCGAGAAUUCCGUCUAGCUCUUAAUGAACUUUCUCCAUUCUUUCAUUUCUUUUAUUUGAGUUAUAUUUUCUUGCUUCUAUGUUCCAUUUCUCUAAGUUGUAUUUCAGUUUUUCUGCUGUUUCCGCAGUAAUUAGUACUUUGUCGUCUGUAAUUUUACACAUCUCAGCGUUUAUCAUUUGCAUUCUGUUCUAACCGACGCAAUAUUUUUGAAAGUUUUCUUAUAUUCUUUCACUAUCUCAUCUAUUACACUUAUGAAUAAUACUGAGCUGAGACUUCCCCCUUGUCUAACUCCUUGAGUUGUUUCAAAUGGUUCUAACUUCAUAUUUAGCAUUCUUAUUGUACUUGUUGUUUUCAUGUAUGUACUUUUUGUUGCUUCUAUUAGUUCUUCACUUACUUGUCUCUUCUUUAGGCUUUCGCAUAUAUUUUUUCUUUUGAUUGAGUUGAAUAUUAAUAAUAGUUUAGGAUAUGUUGUAUCAGAGUGAUUAAGUGUAACUUCCUCUAUACUAAACAGGACAGAUGUACAAGUUUUCUGUAUAUUUUGCUUUAAGUGAAUUGGAUUUUUGAUCGAUUUUAGCAGAAUUCUAGAAAACUGUUGGGAUUUUUCUUCCAUUUGCUGGUUAAUCCAUAGAAACCUACGAAAAUGUAGAGCAAACAAAAGUACAUACUAUUUCUCUCAUACGCAACAAAAAAGCUGUACCUCGGGGUACGAAAUGAAAACAGUUUUAUUAGCUUUUUCUGUCGUUACAGCUAUUUCUAUAAGCGCAUUGAAAGUCAUUGAAAGACUACUCCUAUACUACAUUUAUUUCCAAGGUAAGCUCAAGGUCACAAUGUCCGUUGCUGUGUCGUGUCGUCUCAGCUUUUCAGUGGCUAAAAGAAACGGUAAAUUAAAAAUGAGAAGCUGUGACGACACGACACAACGACCGAUCUGGUGUUUGCAACUAUGACCUCGAGCUUACCUUGGAAAUGAACAUAGUAUAGUUAGAAUAUUCACGAAGAUAAUUACAGCAAGGUCCUUUAUAGUAAUGACACGAAAUUACGAAAUGAUUAAAGACGUAACUGCAAACAAAACAAUCAACUCCAAGAGAAGCAUUGUUUCACCUUGUGACUACUUAUACUAGCUCAUUACUGUGUCCAAUUCCUAGUAGACAAUUUUGUUUAUUCAAACUUUCUGACCCAACCAUUUUCUCUACUAUAGAGCUCUUGUUAUAACUUUUUUCCUCUAAUUUUUUUAGGGACAAUACUUUUAAGAAAGGGCACAAAACUAGUAACUUACAGCUUUAUCAGUAUUAUUGUACUUACAAAUAGCAAUGGCUUUAGUAAUUUUAAUUUCGCUAAUUAUGUAAUAUAAGUUGUUACCAAUUAUAUCAAAACGUAUUACCAUAAUAACACUAAAAACAUCAAUCUACUGUGACCGUACUAUAAAAAUUAUAUAUAUUAUACUGUAUGUAUUUGUACAAAUGUUGAAAAUCUUUUAUAUAUUAAUUUAUUUUUCUAUAAUUUAAUUUUUGUAUUAUUUUGUGAAUUAUCAUCAUUUAGGUUAUGAAUGUAAAAUGUACAGUAUUUUUUUUAACCCCUAUGGGGUUUUCCUUAACACAAUCUAACUUUUGUAUAUUAUUAUUUAUUUUUAUGAAUACGCAUAUGUUUGCACCUUUAAUUGUCUUAAAUAAUCCAUGUUUUAAUGGUAUCUAACAAAACAACAAACAAUUGCAAAAAUACCAAAUAAUGACUGAGGCCCCAAAUGUAAGGAAAAUUUUGAUAAACGAAAAAAUAAUAUGUCUAUCUGUUGUUAUAUUAUAUUAGCCUCAUUAUUGUUAUAUAAGAUCUGUAGGCAUUGUCUUUAAUUUAUACAAUACAUUCCAACUCGUAUGCAUUUACAAUAAAAUUAUAAGAAAUUGCAA